Molecule: messenger RNA, 6564 nt
Organism: Homalodisca vitripennis (glassy-winged sharpshooter)
Lineage: Eukaryota; Metazoa; Arthropoda; Insecta; Hemiptera; Cicadellidae
Gene: Sac1
Product: phosphatidylinositol-3-phosphatase SAC1
Exons: 13
Coding region: 240-2024 (594 amino acids)
Biological process (GO): phosphatidylinositol dephosphorylation
Cellular component (GO): endoplasmic reticulum
Molecular function (GO): phosphatidylinositol-4-phosphate phosphatase activity
Source: RefSeq, a predicted model, not a curated record
AUGCUGUGUUCGUCUGUUCUGUUGAUCGGUUGUGGUGUGGUGUUGCGUAGGCGUUACAGCUGUCAGUUUAGUGUUGAAGGAAUUAAUUAAAUUUAUUGGUGGCUGCGUUUUGAAUAUUGUAAAACAUUCUGUCCUCAAAAGUGUUCGUGUUUAGAGAAUGAUUUCUUUCUUUUUAGCAAGUAUUAUUUUAUCUUAGUUUCAUUCCGUUAAUAUUAGUCUGUAAAAUAUAAAUCUUCGUCAUGCAAACCGUCUAUGAUGACAUGCAACUAUACAUAACAGGUGACAGGUUUUAUAUUGAACCAACUGUCUCCUCCAAGAAAAUAAUUGUUAUUGACCGGGUUUCUCAUGUCAUUUCGGUUCAAGAGAAUGUAGGACAGAUCCCGAGGGAAGUGCUGCCGAAGCCUAUCUUCGGUGUGCUGGGGGUGAUUACACUGUUGGCCGGCCCAUACCUGGUGGUAGUCACCAGCAGACACAAAGUGGGCACUAUAGCUGGCCAGGAGAUCUGGCGGCUGGGGACUACCGAGCUACUAUGUUUUCACCGUACUGUCACCCACCUGACUGAUACACAGGAGCGGAUGAAUCGUGUGUAUGUGACGAUGGUGGAGUCGGUGCUGGCCACACCUCACUUCUAUUUCUCUUACACGUAUGACAUCACUCACUCUCAGCAACGACUGCACAACACCUCCCCUGAGUUUCUUCAGAUGGCCCUCCACCACCGUGCAGACUCAAGGUUUCUGUGGAAUUCACACCUUCUGCACAACUUCCCUGACAGCGCAGACUUCAGCAAGUUUCUUCUGCCAAUCAUGCAUGGCUUCAUCUCUAUCAAUUCUUGUUCCCUGAAUGGGAAACCAUUCACAUGGAGCAUAGUGUCGCGUCGCAGUUGUCAACGUGCCGGCACCCGCUUCUUCACAAGAGGUGUUGACAAGAGUGGCAAUGUUGCCAACUUUGUUGAAACAGAACAGAUUGUCGAAUCUUCUGGUGACAGGAGUUCUUUCAUUCAGACACGAGGUUCAAUACCUCUCUUCUGGCAGCAGUUACCCAACCUCAAGUACAAACCGAAGCCUUCACUGAUCCCUAGUGAGAACCACUCUGAGGCCUUCACCAAACACUUUGAGGCCCAGAUUGUAGAUUACGAGCGACAAGUGCUUGUCAACCUGGUGGACCACAGAGGGGCUGAAGGGGAGAUGGAACAGGCUUACAAACACAUGGUGAACAGGGUCUCCCUUCCUGAUAUCAGAUACGAGUCAUUUGAUUUCCACCACGAGUGCCGCAAGAUGCGGUGGGAUCGGCUAUCAGUACUGAUUGACCGAUUGGCACACGAGCAAGACGAGUUUGGCUACUUCCUGCUGCUGCGAGACGGCACACUGGCAUCACAGCAGACUGGUGUAUUCCGCACGAACUGCAUAGACUGCCUGGAUCGUACAAAUGUUGUACAGAGCAUGCUGGCUCGCCGCAGCCUCAACACGGUGCUAGAGAAAUUGGCAAUCCUGCGCGUUGGGCAGAAGGUGGAGCAGCAGCCACAGUUGGAAGCCCUGUUCAAGGCAGUGUGGGCUGAUAAUGCAGAUGUAAUCAGUGUACAGUACUCUGGCACUGGGGCUCUGAAGACAGAUUUCACUCGGACUGGUAAGCGCACGUACCUAGGCGCUUUGCAGGACCUCAGCAACUCCGUCACUCGCUACUACAAGAACAACUUCCUGGAUGGCUUUCGUCAGGAUUCGAUAGAACUGUUCCUGGGUACUUACAAGGUGGAUGAGAAGGAGUGUGUGACAGUCCCGUGUCCCCUGGCGGUCAACAGGGGCUGGAAGUAUAUCACGUUCCCGCUAAUUCUGUGUGUGGCCGUGGCUAUGUUCUUUGCCAAUGUCAUCACUCCUACUGAGUACAGUACUGGCACUCUACUUUGUCUGCUAUUCUGGGGCUCAAUGAUUGGCGUAACAGGCUCCACGAUACUGUACUAUGGCCGGGAGUUCGUCGACUACCCUUGCCUUCGAGAUAUUGUCUUCCCCUCACAAAACCAAGUGGCAUAGCCUCCCCUCUAGACCAAAAUAAACCUGCACCAGAUACUUUUGGAUUCUGUAAGAAGACAGGUUAAGGGUUGAUUUUGUUUCAUUCGGUGGAGGACAGUCUAUGUAAUACUUGUACAGCAGCAGAUUUAGAAAUCACAAUGGAAUAACACUGGCUAUUUAAUAAUGCAAAUAAGAAUUAUGACUAAUCUAAUUAGUUAUAAAACAAAAUAAUCCAGCAUUAAAUAAGAUGUGUUUGAUCUUUAUUUAUACUGGUAUUCCUAUUUUUGUUAUAAAAAAGUCUUUUUGGUGCAAUACUUUAUUUAACUCAUUUGCAUGCUAUAACAGAAAUUGAUCUUCCAUUUGUUGAUUUAUUAUUUAGUACGUAGUAGCAGCACUGAAUGAGCCAUAACUGCCUGUAUCCUUCUUCUUCACAAAUAAUAGAAGAUCUAGGAUAGGCAUUACUAUGUAAUAUAUUAUUUUAUUUUCUUGCAUUCAGUUAUUUGUUGUUGUUUGUGUGUUGCGGAAUAUCUAUAAUGAUAUCUCUUAUAGAUUUCAAGUUACAGCAAUUCAUUUAUAAUACUACUACAUUGAAAAAUUAAAUGUUCUGGGUCCCAAAAAUAAAAUAGCAUGACAUUGGGUUAAUUCUUGAAAUACAAUUGUAUAUGUGUAUACAGUUACAUAUUCAGUUUUCAUUCCAAGCUCAAAAUAUUGAUCUAACACACACUUUUCUCUUAUCAAAAAAGUUUCUUUUUUUAAAAUAAAAAUACUAUUAUUUGGUCUAAAAUCUUGCAACUCCAUUAUGUUUUAUAAUUAUUUUAUUUUGAAUGAUCCACUUCAGUAAGUGAUCCACUGAUAAACAUAGUUAAAAAAUGGAUAUCAGCAAUGAAACUGUUAAAGAUUUGUUAUUUUACUGUUUGUAAUGGAUUUUUUUAGAUCGUUUAAAAUAUUAAAUUAAUAGUAUUAACUUUUUUAUUACACAGCUAAUUAUGAAUUUUAUACAGAAUUGUCAAAGAAAUGGUUUCCCUAAGUAAUAUUAAGUAUUAAAUUAAAAUUAAUAUUAAAUAGGUUUAUCUGAAUAAAGAAUAAAUUAAAAUAAUUAAAGAUUAUCUGAUAAAGAAAGAUAAAUGAAGAUGCUCAUAAAUUAAGCAUGUAAAAUUUAUAUUAUUUUUCUUAACAAUUGUUUUUAUACGCUUCGCUGGCACUUAAAAAUAAAUGCAUGUAUUGGUCGUUAGGACUAAUUUUUCACUAUCUCUCUUGUGAACUGGACAGUGAUUUACACUGUUAAUAAAUUUCAGAAAAUUGUUCCAAACUUAGCCACCUACUGUAGUAAAUUUAUUUUAUAUUUAAUGAACAAAGUAGGAUUGAUAACAUAUUCUAGAUAGGAUAGUGAAUGUCAAUUCAAAUAAAAUAGAAGUAAGGGAUCAAAAGGUGUACAAUAGAUGUGAUAUCGUUGGAGCGAAGUAUAAUGAUUGGAGAACUGACCACAGUAUUUUGUUUCUCUUUUAAUCACAGCCUGCGGCUUAAUGGAACAGUGUUUUGAUUAAUAUAGUUUAUUAACAAAAGAUUGUGUAAUCAUGUCAACUCUUUAGUUGUUGAAUGUCUGACCCACAUGUGACCCUUUCUUGUAUUCUAUUUACCUUGGCUAACAUGAAUCCCUUCUGUACAGUUUUAUAUUAGAAUAACACUUGAUGUAUUUAAAACUGCUAAUUAGUUAGCCUUAUUGAAAUGAUUUCAUUAUAUUUUUUAAUAACUUAUUUUCAGAAUCCCAUCUUAUAACUGAAUAAGCAGAUUUAGCUAUUGUUUCUGUAAACUUUUCCUUAAUAGCUUAUUAAAUUUUUAUGCUUUGUUUUAGAUUUAGAUUUUAAAAUAUUUCUUUUUAAAAUGCAAUAUAUUUAUAUUGAAAGUUUUAUGACAAUACUUAACCAUUCACAUUGAAAACUUUGACACUAUUACAAAUUGCAAAUUUAAAGUUUUAUUAUAGUUUAUAUAGAUAGUUAUAAGCAUAGUUUACAUCUUAUUACUAUCUUUACUACAGUAUAAGGUAUUGUAGAAUACACAGUAAUAUGUUAUAUUUCUAUUUAUCAACUUUGUGUGGAAUUUCAAACUAACCAGAAAUUGUUAAUCUACAAAUUGUAAAAAUUUUGUAAUAUAUAAAUAUAAAAUAAUAGGAUAAUAAUUGUUCUUAAAUUUAUAAACAAUUUAAAGAUACAGUAAUUAAUGAUACAUAGCGAUCUUCUCACCUAUGUAAAAUAAGCCUAUUUUAUCUUUUCCUAUCAAUACAAUUAGUUGUUAUAUGUUAUCAUUAUUUAAAUACAAUUUAAUUGUUGUGCUGUAGAAAUGUGGUACUAUCAAUGGUUUCCUUCUUUUGGGAAAGGCUUUUAAAAACUAGUUCACUUCAAGUUGCAAUUUUAUAUUCCCAUUCAGAGUAAUAUUUCUUAUAUUGAGUGCUACAAAAUGCACCUUUAAUGAAAGCCUGACACUGGAAAGAUUGAAUUCCAUCAGAUAGCCUUGAUAGCAACUGGUCAGUUUUGUUUGAAACAAAGACUCAGGAUCAUUCUAUUGUGGGCACUAGAUGGCAAGAUAGUACAGACUUGAUAUGCUGGUUCUAGGUUGAAAUGUAGGGGCUGCAAAAACACCAAAACUACAAUAGUGUACACUCCUAAAGGUGAAACUUACUUUUUAAAAGUCAAUCGCAAACUAAAUCUCAAAAAUGGAAGGUUGUAAUCAUAUUAUUAUAAAUGAAAUAAAAACUCUUUAUUUACUUUACUUACUUUUUUAUGUGUAUCUUAAAAUAUAUAAUAUAGUUAAAAUUUCGUUACCUGGGUUAAUCCUCAUAUUGUCAAAUUUCAUUUAUAGCAGAAAGCAGACUUUUGGAAAAUUUGAUUUUUUUACUCAAAGCAAGUACCAUUCAAUCAAUGAACAGGUAUCCUAACAAUUUAAGUUAUUUUAAUUUGUUUUCUUUAUUUUUCUGUUUUUGUGAAACCUCUUUAGGUUCACAUAAAGAUAAAAAUCUUGACCACAAAAUAUUUGUUCUUUGUUUAAAGUUUGUUAUUGACAAUGGAAGGUUUGAAAGGAUAACAGGAUUUCGGACAUUUGCCAUCAUUAUAUGUUAUACCUUUUAUAACCUAUAACGAUGGCAAAUGUAAAAAAUCCUGUUAUUCUUUCAAAAUAGUUGUAUAUGUAAUACUUUAUUUCACUUAUUUACACAUUUGUAUGAUACUUAUGUACUCAUCUUUGUUCCUGAGUGUGGGUAAUUUGAAGGGAUAACAGGACUAUGGAUAUUUGCCAUAAUUUAGUGUUAAAAUAAAAGAGUUGGUUAACACUAAAACAUAGGUUAAGUGUGGAAAGAAGUAGAAAAUUAUUGCAUUGAACACACCAAUGUUAACAAUAAAAAUGUUCUACGUCAAAAAAACCUUUUUCCCCUGAACCAGCAUGACAUUAAGAGACAUACAGAUGAAUAAUUACACUGCAUAUAUACUGCUGGAACAUAUAUGCACCACAGCAGCCAGGAUGAGAAUGACCAGAAUAAUGUGAGAAGUUCCACAUUAUCAUGGAGGCUGGUGGAAUAUUUGAGUAUACAGCAAAGGACGUAACAGCAUGGGUUUGGGGGAUAGAAAGGAAUGAUAGCCUCUAGUUUAUUGUUUACUAAUCCUUUACACAUCAAUUAUUCAUAAAAAUGUUAUUGCAUAUACUUUUUUAUUUUUAUGAAUUGUUUAGUUUUCCUAGUUAAUUUUUGUUGUGUUAUUGGUAACCGAAGUGAUCUGAUUUCAACAGAACGUGAACUUAAUGUUUGGUCUGCUAAUUUUACAUACAUACCUUCAAUUAUUCUUUAUUUGAAAAAUUCUCUUCACAGUAUAUUAUAAUAACUUUAUUCCACUUCAUGAAGUUAGAUGAAACCAACAAUGUUAGCAAUUCUAGAUAUUUCCUACUCUUUAUAUAUUGUCCUUGAGUUAGAGUUAUAAAGAGCUCAACUAAAUCAGAUAUUUUUGGAAAAUAGUUGAAUAAUUUAAUGCCAUCCUAUUUGUUCAAAUUUUCAUGUUAGCAUGUUUGAGCCAAUAAGUGACAAAUUAUAAACGAUUUUUUUUCAUUAGAUUGUAGUAUGACUGUCUUAAAAAUGUAAUCUUAUAAAAUUUGAAAUAUCAAUUGGUUGUUUUAUAACAAUUAAAUUAGUUAUGCAGCCUAUGUUUUGUUUUUUGAAUCAUAUGUUGGUAGCUAUUAAAUAUGUGCAAUACACACAUUACACAAAGGAGCCAAAUUCCUCAAAGAUCUUGAAACAUCCCUUAUAGAUUGAACUAGAUCUCUUUCAUCCAUUCUAUCAUGAUUUUUCCUUGGAGCUCAUUCUCUCAAGGACUUUGAAGAUCUUCCACUUCUUGUUGUAUUUAUUAUUGCAUUUAACAAAAAGUGUGCUAACUUUCCUUUGGUAACAUCUGUGUAAUCAUUAAUACAUUUAAAUUAUUGUAUAUUUUAUAAAAGAGCCUUUUUAUAAAUAUUUUGUAUAUAUCUUGUUGAUCUUGUAGUUUUAGCUAAAUAUCACAUAAAUAAAUGAAGUACUGAAACAAGA